AUGCGGUUUACCGACCAAGAAACACAACGUCGGAUCGCGAACCAGCCGAAGCCGUUCUCGGCUGAGGAGCACGCCGACCUACGCAAGCAGCUCAAGAAUGUCAACUUCAUCAAGCCGAGAUAUGCAGACGAAACCGAGAUCAAUAUCGCGGUCGUAUGCAGGAAAUGGAAACGUUACUGUCAAGAGCAGAACCUCGGUGAAUGGCAAGCGGCCUUGGAAAACGUAACUCGCGAGACAAUGAUGAGCUUCUUUCUCCGGAUCAGCGAGUGGUCGAUAGGGAAAAUCAAAUCUUGGGGUACGACGCAGGUAUAUAUCCGGCAGUUUCAGCAGCUAUACACCACCGUCGCCGGUCGCUACAUGGACAGGAAUGAUGCGAAAGAGCUGUACAAGUUCCACCACACGGUCCUGAUCCCCCGCUUCGGAUACCGGGCACCGAACAUCAACGGGAAGCCAGUCCUCGGAGCCGAUAACCUACUGGCCAUCUUGACGUUCAACAUUGCGUAUGAUACUGGUAUUUUCCCGUCAGAACGGCAGCGCACUCAGCUGGCUGGUUGCUACCAGCUCCUCUGCUACACUGGUGCGCGGCCUGCCGAGAUCGUGCAUGCCGAAAGGAAAAAACCCAAAGACGGAUGCACGGACGAGAUUUUCAAGCUCCAAGGCGUCAAGUCCCUUGAUCUUGAGUGUGGCAAAGACACAGAGAAUGUGGAUUAUGAUGACCAACCACCACAAGACAAAGACUCCCUUCUCCUCGACAGAUUGUUGAUACAGGAAACAGCUGGGCGUGGGCGUCCGAAAGCCUUGUGCUAUGAGGACGUACUCAUGAUGAUUGUUCGCCAUCCAGUGACGGGACGAGCCGUUCCGGCAAUGGCUGUCAAGUUCAUCCACCACAAAGGAGCUGACAACAAGCCAAGACCGACUGUCUUUUUCUUUACGCCUGCAAGAAGGUUCAUCUUCUGUGCCGUCAGCACCAUCAUCGCCUUAGCGCUCCACGACCAGGCUUUCGACGCAGCAAGCCUGACAGAUGCAACCCAGGUACUAAAAGCAGAGGUCAGGGGUCCAGUCCAGUCUACGGCUUUACGGUGGAAGCAGUCAAUGCUCAAGGUUCCGAUCUUUCGAAAGCUCAGCGGCAGUGCGUUGGCCGUUGACGAGGCCAUGAGCUAUUCCAAAUUACGAGACGACAUGGGCCGACAGAGCCUUGAUGCAGGUUUCGAGAAGGCCUGGACUCCACGUUUCGCCCGAAGAGGGGCGGCAAAUGCAGCAAAUGGGAAUGCGUCUGAUGCCGUGCGCGACCAGAUGAUGCGCCACGAUCCCAAGUUUGCCACGUUUCAAGGCGCAUACCUCAACGAGAACGUCCAAUUCGACCUCCAGAAUACUUUCCUAGAAGAGGAAACCGAGGAGCAGAUGUAUAAGGUGUUUGCGCAUGUCAGCCUCACGCGCGAUCCCCGGGCAACAAGAGACAUGGUCCCCAAGGAGGUCUGGGAGAACUUGCCUCCCGAUCCGGAAAUUCUGGAGCUGGAGCAACGGCGACAGAAAAUGAAGGGUGGUCAAUACCGAGUGCAAGGUGAAGAGAACGAAGCCGAAAUCCGCAGGCUAACCGAGGAGAUACGCAUGAAGCGGGAUCAACGCGACAAGACUGUCGUGAAAGAGUAUCGCGAAUAUCAUUUCUACAACCGCCCAACAUGGGAUAUCGAGAGGCAAGCGAACGGCGAAGAAGACGAGGAGUAUACUGAACCGGAAAUCAACCUCCAGAUUCCCGAGCGCACCAGACUGGCCCACAUCCUCUGCCACCAACCAGCCGACUGCUCUCACGACAAACUCAUGGAGCUUCGGAUUGAGGCUAUCGAUCUGAUGGUCACACUUUGUGACAAGAGAGAGACGGUCAGACGAGACCGCAUCCGCACCCAUCCUCAACCCAAGCCAACCAUCGAAGAGACUCCUCAACCCAAGCCCUUCCCACUACUCCUUGAUCCGAAUCAGUGCCCUGAUUGUGUUGGGGAUUGCAGGCUUUCACUAGCAGAACGGACGUUCAAGUACUGCCGGCCAACGGUCAGAAAUGACCACUUUGACGACCAGCAUCUGGUAGAACGAGAGCGUGCCGUCCAACGUGGCAAUCUCAUUCGGUGCAACCAUCCUCAAUGCCAGGAUGACCCGAAUUUCGGGACACUAGAUGCGUUCAGACGGCAUGUACAGACCUCCCAUGGUGUUUCCCUCAGGACAUCAGGCCAGGUCGAGCAAAGACGAUCAAAGAAGGUAAAGCGUAGACGGAUGGCUAAAGGGACACAAGGCUAG
Molecule: messenger RNA, 2289 nt
Organism: Colletotrichum acutatum
Lineage: Eukaryota; Fungi; Ascomycota; Sordariomycetes; Glomerellales; Glomerellaceae
Product: FluG domain-containing protein
Exons: 6
Coding region: 1-2289 (762 amino acids)
Source: RefSeq, a predicted model, not a curated record